CCCUCUCCUCUCAAUUCCUCAAGGACCGCGUGCUUCUGCUCUUCCCCGCUGCAGCGAAGCCUCACCGGCGUGCACGCAGCCUUCAACAGCCCCCGGCGCCGCAACUCCAAGUCCGUGCCUCAACUGCCCGGACUUCGCCAGAUUCGAUCGCAGUCCGUGCCCCAGGAAGGACGCUGCCUCACGACCCCUUCGCAACCACCUCAGGCUCCAAAGGGCGCAGCCACGCUUCCGCGUCAUCCCAUGCUCAAAACCCUCUGAGCGCCGCACCACCGCCCACCGAAGCACCUGCAGCUCCUGCAGCACCGGCACCAUGUUUGGCUUCCUCGCGAACCGCUUCCAGAACCCGCGCGCGGGCGAGCAGACCCGCCCGGGCUGGUUCGACCGCCACUGCACGCCCGUUCUGCUCUCCAUCGCAAAGAAGGCAUGCACGCACCCCGUGCACACCAUUGUCACAAUCGCCUUUCUGGCCAGUUACUCGUAUUUGGGUGUACUCGACAAGGGCUUCCUCGAGCAGAAUGAUGCGACCCCGGGACAAGUCGAUUUCUCCACCAUGCUGACCGGCAGCAAGAGACUGAGGGUCGGCCAGGAAACGGCAUGGAAGUGGGAAACAGAAGAACACGGGCCUGACAGCGUGGAAAAGACGCAGGAAAUUGCCCUCGUCACCCUCGUCUUCCCCGAUUCGAGCGCCAUCAACUCGGCGCCAUCGCAGAUCGCACUCCCCGCCAAUGUCUCCGCGACACUGCUCCCGAGCUCCUUCAACUCCUUCUCUACAAUCUCCCACGAUACGUCUUUGGCAUAUGCGAUGCCCUAUGCUGAGGCCGCCGACUUCCUACUGGCCAUGCAGGAGAUCUCCGCGCCGAAAGACGCAUCCGAAUCGCACGGCUCCCAGGCUGAAGGCACACUCGAGGAGAAGAAGUGGAUCAUGAAGGCUGCCAAGAGCGGAACUGCCUCAGGCGGCAUCCGCAACUGGGCUCACGACUCUUGGACUUCGUUUGUGGACCUUCUCAAGAAUGCGGAUACCGGUGAUAUCGUCAUCAUGGCCAUGGGUUAUCUGGCCAUGCAUCUAACCUUCGUUUCGCUCUUCCUCGCCAUGCGCCGUCUGGGAUCCAACUUCUGGCUCGCGACCGCUGUUCUUCUCCAGUCAGCAUUCGCCUUCUUGUUCGGCCUCGCCGUAACCACCUACUUUGGCAUUCCCAUCAACAUGGUCCUUCUUUCCGAAGGUCUCCCGUUCCUGGUUGUCAUAAUUGGAUUCGAGAAACCCAUCGUUCUGACCAAAGCUGUCUUGUCUGCCUCGUUGGAUGCGCGAAGGAAUGCCGAGGAGCACCGUGGCGAACCGCUUACCAUUCAGUCGGCCGUGCAGAAGGCCAUCAAGAAGACUGGAUUUGACAUCGUGCGCGAUUACUUUUUCGAAAUCUUGGUCCUUGUCGCUGGAGCCCUGUCUGGUAUCCAGGGAGGAUUGCGCCAGUUCUGCUUCCUCGCUGCUUGGAUCUUGUUCUUCGAUGCCAUCAUGCUUUUGACAUUUUUCACCGCUAUCCUGACCAUCAAGCUGGAGAUCAACCGGAUCAAGAGGCAUGUCGCCCUUCGUCGCGCUCUAGAAGACGAUGGUAUCGACCGCAGGGUCGCUGAGAAUGUGGCUCUCAACAACGACUGGCCCAGCGCUAGCGACGUGCAGUCCCGUUCUUCGACUACCACUAUCCUUGGCAAGAAGAUCACCGUCCCGAAGUUCAAGAUUGUCAUGGUUGCUGGAUUCUUCCUGGUCAACAUCCUCAAUGUUGCCACACUGAGAUUUGGUCUGUCCCACAGAUCUGCCCACAUGUCCGGUGUCGGCGCUACAGCCCCCCUCGACCCUUUCAAGGUCGCUGGAAGUGGCCUGGAUACUAUUCUCGAGCAAGCGAAGAAGGCCGCAACCUCCACGAUUGUCACCGUUCUCACGCCGAUUAAGUAUGAGUUGGAGUACCCAUCGAUCCACUAUGCUGAGCCCAACCUCACCGAUGACGAGAUGACUUUUGGUAACAACAUCAGCACCCAUUUCGUUGAUGGCGUCUUGAAGAGCAUGGAGGAUCCAUUCCUCAGCAAGUGGAUCAUCGUGGCCCUCUUCCUGAGCGUUGUGAUGAACGGCUACCUCUUCAACGCUGCUCGAUGGACGAUCAAGGAACCCCACAAGCCGCUUGAACCCCCUACUGCAGCCGAAAUUCAGGAUGGUACUCCGCCGACGCCUGCACCUGGUAUUCCGCACCUGCAUAUGCCAACCCCACCGAUCACUCCGGGCCCCGAGCAACAGGCAAACCGCGGAGUACUCCAGCCUUUGACCCCACAGCCCGGUCCGGUCCAGCCUCAGCUACUUCAGGCCGAGACCGCCAAGGUCCCCACGGCAGAGGAACAGAGACAGCCCAACAGGCCUUUCGAGUUUUUGGAACAAGCUCUAAAAGAGAAGCGCGUGACCAGUCUCACUGACGAGGAGCUCAUCGAACUUGCUGUCAAGGGCAAGCUUCCUGGUUAUGCCCUAGAGAAGACCCUUGGCGACAAGACUCGUGCCGUGAAGGUUCGACGUGGCCUUGUAUCCCGAACACAUGCAACCCGCGAGACUUCCACCUUGCUUGAGCGAUCUCUACUUCCGUACAAGGACUACAACUACGACUUGGUGCAUGGUGCCUGCUGCGAGAACGUCAUCGGUUACCUUCCUCUGCCCCUUGGUGUGGCUGGACCCAUUAUGGUCGAUGGCCAGAAUUACUUCCUUCCUAUGGCCACUACCGAAGGUGUCCUAGUGGCGUCUACUUCGCGUGGCUCCAAAGCGAUUAAUGCCGGUGGCGGUGCUACUACCGUUGUUACUCAGGACGGCAUGACCCGUGGACCUUGCAUCGGCUUUGAGAAUCUCACCCGCGCCGGUGCUGCUAAGCUUUGGCUCGAUUCGGAGGAGGGUCAGAGGACAAUGAAGAACGCGUUCAAUUCGACCUCCCGAUUUGCUAGGUUACAAUCGAUGAAGACUGCUAUCGCGGGGACGAACCUGUACGUGCGUUUCAAGACGACUACCGGUGACGCCAUGGGCAUGAACAUGAUCUCCAAGGGUGUGGAACACGCUCUUACCGUUAUGGCGAACGACUGCGGCUUUGACGACAUGCGUGUUAUCACUGUGUCUGGUAACUACUGCACGGACAAGAAGGCAGCUGCGAUCAACUGGAUUGAUGGUCGUGGCAAGGGUGUCGUCGCCGAAGCAGUCAUUCCUGGCCAUAUCGUCAAGUCUGUGCUCAAAUGCGAGGUUGAAGACCUUGUGCAGAUGAACAUCUCGAAAAACUACAUUGGUUCUGCCAUGGCCGGUGCGCUGGGUGGUUUCAAUGCCCACGCUGCCAACAUCGUUGCUGCCAUCUAUCUGGCUACCGGACAAGAUCCCGCGCAAGUUGUCGAAUCCUCCAACUGCAUAACAAUCAUGAACAACGUCAAUGGUAACCUCCAAAUCUCCGUCUCUAUGCCCUCGAUCGAAGUUGGUACCAUCGGAGGCGGCACGAUCCUCGAGCCGCAAUCCGCCAUGCUCGAUCUGCUGGGUGUCCGCGGAGCUCACCCAACCUCUCCCGGAGAUAAUGCACGACAAUUAGCUCGCGUCAUCGCCGCUGGUGUGCUCGCCGGUGAACUUUCUCUCAACGCUGCUUUGUGCGCUGGUCACCUCGUCAAGGCGCAUAUGGCACACAACAGAAGCAACGUCGCCAGCCGCGCUGCUACGCCUGCGCCAUCCACUCCCGCCAACGGCAACAUGACGCCAGUCACAAGCGCAUUGACGGCGAGCUCGAGCGGGCCCCUACCCAAGCGGUAGGCUUUAGCCU
Messenger RNA from Paraphaeosphaeria sporulosa, 3815 nucleotides. Its product is annotated as 3-hydroxy-3-methylglutaryl-coenzyme A reductase. Lineage: Eukaryota; Fungi; Ascomycota; Dothideomycetes; Pleosporales; Didymosphaeriaceae. Gene Ontology annotation, cellular component: peroxisomal membrane; endoplasmic reticulum membrane. The record is from RefSeq and is a predicted model, not a curated record. Gene Ontology annotation, molecular function: protein binding; hydroxymethylglutaryl-CoA reductase (NADPH) activity. Gene Ontology annotation, biological process: isoprenoid biosynthetic process; ergosterol biosynthetic process; coenzyme A metabolic process. Bases 311 to 3805 code for a protein of 1164 amino acids. The transcript has 5 exons.